Messenger RNA from Sciurus carolinensis (gray squirrel), 1040 nucleotides. It is a transcript of the gene Mospd3, whose product is annotated as motile sperm domain containing 3. Gene Ontology annotation, cellular component: cytoplasm. The record is from RefSeq and is a predicted model, not a curated record. NCBI's taxonomy places the organism in Eukaryota, Metazoa, Chordata, Mammalia, Rodentia, Sciuridae.
GCGAAAAGGAACUCUCAGGAAGAUGGCGCCCUUAGUCUGGCCACAGCUGAUUGGCAGGUGCUUUGACCACAAGCCGUAGACACCAGGCCCUGCCCCCUGAGCUCUGCCCUCGGAUGUCCGACCGCCAAGAGCCUGCAUGCGCCGUGGGGCGCCCCAGGACCAGGAGCUGGUGGGUCCGGGGGCCCCUGGGCGGGGGUCCCGGGGCGCCCCUCCUCCCUCAGGAUCCGUUGUCCCGGUCCUUGUCUCCCCGGAUCUAGUAUUCAGGGCGGACCAGAGGAGUGGACCCCGGCAGCUGCUGACCCUCUAUAACCCCACGGGAACCGCGCUUCGCUUCCGAGUUCUGUGUACAGCACCUGCCAAAUAUACGGUUUUUGAUGCAGAAGGAUAUGUGAAGCCUCAGUCCUGCAUUGACAUUGUGAUUCGCCAUGUGGCCCCCAUUCCCAGCCACUAUGACAUCCAGGAUCGCUUCCGCAUUGAACUUUCUGAGGAGGGGACUGAGGGCAGAGUGGUGGGACGCAAAGACAUCACCUCAGUUCUGCGGGCCCCAGCCUAUCCCCUUGAACUUCAGGGACCGCCCCAGCCAACACCCAACCCAGAGCCUCCUGCCUGGACAGCACCACCCACGACCAGACACUUGCAGGAGAACCCCCGCCAGCAACUGGCCACCAGCUCCUUCCUCCUCUUCUUGAUGACGGGCAUUGUCUCUGUGGCCUUCCUGCUGCUCCCACUCCAGGAUGAACUUGGCAGCCAGCUGCCACAAGUCCUGCACGUCUCCCUGGGACAAAAGUUGGUAGCAGCCUACGUCUUAGGCCUCCUUACCAUGGUGUUCCUCCGGACCUGAGCUCCCCGCUCAACCCCACCCUCCCCUCUCCUCCCCAGGCAAGGACCUGAGGCAGCCACUGUGACAUGCAUACCUUGCCUCAAUCCUCUUCUUCCCACCUGUUCCCCAACUGCCACCAAGAAAAAUACCCAGGGAUUUGUACUCAUUUUCCAAGUUGAAUAAAAUGAAUUUUUAAAAUUAAAAUGAGAAAUAUAGGGUA